AGAAAACUUAUCUGAUCGAUUUAGCUAAAGAACAUGGCGGAGAACAUGGACUCGCCGACGGUGGCAGAAGAAAAUCCUGACCCUGUUACAAAUGGAGAAAAAACUGCUGGCAGUGAAGCAAUAACUGAAACAGAUCCUACCAGUAAUUUAGACGAAGAACAGCCUUCAACCAGUCAGCAAGGAGCCACAGGUGGAGCGGACGAUGGAGGAAAGGACAAGAAAAAGAAGAAAAAGAAGAAGAAGAAGGCAGAUGGGGCUUCAGGAGGGGCUGCGACGGGGGUAGACCAGAUUGAUUCCCGCGUUAGUCAGAAUCCUCAGCUAUCCAUGUCAAAGCUAAAAGCUGCCAUGGAGUUUUUUGUUCCACAGGGGCCUGCAAAGAAUAUGGACGAAGCCAAGAAAAAGACCUACAACUUCUGGGCAACACAACCUGUUCCAAAUUUGGAAGAGAAUGUUUCUAUGGAAGUAAAUGAAGCUGUAGAACCAGACAAGACCGAAAUCAGGAAAGAACCUUACUCGUUACCUAAUGGAUUUUCAUGGGAUACUCUUGAUAUACACAGUGAAGCAGAACUCAAAGAAUUGUACAACCUGUUGAAUGAAAAUUAUGUAGAAGAUGAUGACAAUAUGUUCCGUUUUGAUUACUCUGCAGAAUUUCUUCAGUGGGCCUUGACACCACCCGGGUGGUUAAGAGAUUGGCAUUGUACAGUACGGGUCAAUACAAACAAGAAGCUAGUAGGAUUCAUAAGUGCAGUACCAGCAAGGAUCAAAGUCAAUGGAAAAAUUGUCCGAAUGGUGGAGAUCAACUUUCUGUGUGUUCAUAAGAAGCUAAGAUCAAAGCGUGUGGCACCCGUACUCAUCAGGGAGAUCACGAGAAGAGUUCACCUUCAGGGUAUAUUCCAGGCCGUAUACACAGCUGGCGUUGUUCUUCCCAAGCCUAUCUCAACAUGCAGAUACUGGCACAGAUCACUCAACCCUAAGAAGCUAGUAGAGGUUAAAUUCUCUCAUAUAGGUCGGAACAUGACGCUGCAGAGGACAAUUAAACUUUACAAACUUCCAGAGGAAACUAAAACACCAGGGCUCCGUCCUAUCCAGCCAAAGGACAUGAAGAAAUGUCAUAAACUACUCUCAGAUUAUCUCAACAAGUUCAAACUUGCACCAGUCUUUGAUCUUGAAGAAUUCAAGCAUUGGUUCACCCCUCGGCCAAACAUCGUCAGUGCGUACGUGGCGGAAGUGGACGGUGAAUUGACGGACAUGAUCAGUUUCUAUACGCUGCCUUCUUCCAUCAUGCACCACCCCGUUCACAAGCAGCUCAAAGCAGCCUACUCCUUCUACAAUGUCACCACCAAGUCAUCGUGGGAGACGCUCAUGCUCGAUGCUCUCACCCUAGCAAAGCAGGAUGACUUUGAUGUGUUCAAUGCUCUGGAUCUAAUGGACAACAAGCAGUUCUUAGAAAAGCUCAAGUUUGGUAUCGGCGACGGCAACCUUCAAUAUUACAUUUAUAAUUGGAAAUGUCCUACCAUGUCACCUCAUGAAAUUGGCCUUGUUUUACAAUAGUUGGAUGCCGAUCGGAUUGAUGAUCCUAUUAGACUAUAGUUAAAUCUCUAGGAUGUAGCCCAAGCCUUGAUAUAUUCCACCUCUUGUCCAACCGAAUUGGCUUCUUACCGUCGUUUCACUAAGAUAUAGAGCAGAGAUGCAGUGACCUGGGUCCCCUUCUCACAAAGAGUUAUGAUUGAUCCGAUCCAUGACAACUAUGGACGGCCAGCAAUGUCAACA
Messenger RNA from Lytechinus variegatus (green sea urchin), 1770 nucleotides. Its product is annotated as glycylpeptide N-tetradecanoyltransferase 2-like. The record is from RefSeq and is a predicted model, not a curated record. Gene Ontology annotation, molecular function: glycylpeptide N-tetradecanoyltransferase activity. Gene Ontology annotation, cellular component: cytoplasm. Lineage: Eukaryota; Metazoa; Echinodermata; Echinoidea; Temnopleuroida; Toxopneustidae. The coding region runs from base 34 to 1551 and encodes 505 amino acids. Gene Ontology annotation, biological process: N-terminal peptidyl-glycine N-myristoylation. The transcript has 12 exons.